AUUUUAGAACCACAAGCUAUUUUGCAUUUUCAUACAUUUUCUUCCUUUCUCUCUUACUUUCCGUCACUUUCUCGCGAAAAAACUUAUAACUUUUCUCAAUACAACAUGACAGACUGGUCCGGACUCCCGAAAGACCUCCUAUACCUAAUCGCUAAACGCCUAGAUACCUCCUUAGAUCGCUUCCGCUUCCGCUCCGUCUGCUCCACGUGGCGGUCCUCCGUUGCACCGAAACGCCGCCGUUUCCCCGGCCGUUUUCCGAUGCUCCCGGACGACAACACUAAUAUUUCCUCCACCUCCUUCGGAUUCCACCUCUCGAAACGUACCGUUUUUCUUGUCAAAUCACCGCAAAUGGCGACCAGUUGGCUGAUCAAAAUCGAAGAAGACACGCUUAAUAGAAAACGAUUGAUAUAUCCUUUGAAGCGACACCGUUUUGACUUCAGAAAGGUAGUGGAUAUUCAAAAUCUUAAUAUCUGUGAAAUCGGACAUGAAUAUGUUCUAAAUUACAUAAAUAGCCCCCCAAAUUCGAAUUUUAUGAACGAAUUAUGUAAUUUAUACAUGGAGAAGGUUGUUUUGAUGCAUUUAGGUAGUCGUGAAAGCGAUUCUGAUGGUUUCGUGUUGCUUACUGUUCAUGUUUCUGGUAAAUUAGCUAUGUUUAAAAGUGGGCAUAAGAAAUGGACAAUAUUACAAUACAUGCCCUCGCCAUUCGAUGAUGUGAUAGUGUAUAAAGGGAGAUUUUACGCUGUUGAUAAUACGGGGAGUACUGUUGUUGUUGAUUGUUCGCGUUGUAGUGUGAAUUUAGUUGGAAAUCCUGUGUUUGGUGGUGAUAAGAAGUAUUUGGUUGAGUGUAAGGGUGAUCUGUUGUUGGUCGAUAUGCAUCUAAGCAUUGACGCUGCCACAUUUGAUCCAAAUUUGGAUUGGGAGCAACAACUUGCGUAUUUUGUGAGGGAGAGGACGGUGAUGUUUAAGUUUUAUAAGUUGGAUGAGGAGAGGAAGGAGUGGGCUGAGGUGAACAAUUUGAAGGAUGAUGUGUUGUUUUUGGGUGAAGAUAGUGUUUUUUCAGUGUCUGUCAAUAAGCUUGGUGUGAAUAGAGGGAAUUGCAUACUUUUUGUUGAUAAUGUCUAUGGUUUGAGUGAGGAUGGGGCAGAUGAUGAUGUUCAUCUUGGUGUCGGUGUAUUUGAUUUAGAGAGUGGUUGUAUUAAGCCGUUAGGAAAUUACCCGGAACUUUCCAAGCUGUUUUGGCCAGUUCCUGAUUGGAUUGCUUCAAGGACGUUGGAAGUGCAAAAUCAGGCCGAAGAAGUGGCUUCUUUACAAGCUCAUUUCCAGGAUGUAGUUCACUUGUGAAAUUUGAUCAUUUUAAAUUUACAAUGUUCAGAAGACAAACUUUUCAUCAGUACAGAAGUUGUAUCUUCAUCUGGAUUGCUCAGUUGUCUGAAUAUAUAAACAGCAGCUGGUAAACCAGAUGUAAGUUUCCAACAAUAUGGAGAAUCCCCAUAGCAAAUGAGCCGCGCUGUCCUUCUCAGUUAAUAAGCUCUUUCCUUCUUGCUGUGAAUGCCAGGUUUCAUUUUCUUUUUCUCUUCUUGCCGAUGAAAUAAAAAGUUUGGCCGAAAGACGGAUAUUCCUUAUCUGUAAAUAUAUUUGAACCCAGCAGCAUAUUAAGUGCAUCAGUGGUCUUUUUUUCUCUCAAUUUGAACAAGGAGCCCGGGACUAUUGCUUACUGAUACCAAUGUAAUUUUCAUCUGCUUUGUUGGGUGUUGCUUUUCCUUUCCCAACGUUCUUUUUCUUUUUCUUUAUUUCAUUUCUUGUUUUCCGGAACUCAAUACUUCUAUUUGUACUGAACUAAAGCCCAGAAAAUAAAUGAUGUUGUUGUAUCAUGUACUGAAGACCAUUUUACAAA
Messenger RNA from Pistacia vera, 1894 nucleotides. RefSeq names its product F-box protein SKIP23. The transcript is spliced from 2 exons. Gene Ontology annotation, molecular function: protein binding. The record is from RefSeq and is a predicted model, not a curated record. The coding region runs from base 106 to 1341 and encodes 411 amino acids. Lineage: Eukaryota; Viridiplantae; Streptophyta; Magnoliopsida; Sapindales; Anacardiaceae.